GACACCGGCGGUGCUCUCUUCCUCGCUGCUCUUUAACAGACGGGGAAAAUAAACUGCGUGGGCUACCGCUGCAGGGAAGGUGGCGGCACGUUACGUGAAGGACUAGCUAACUGCACAUGCAUCACCAUCGAAGAAAGAUUCCGGAAAACCAAAGGUCUUGAAGUGGUGGAAAAUGACCAAGACGCCCCCGAACAGGAGAGGGAUAACCUUCGAGGUGGGAGCACAGCUUGAGGCCCGAGACAGUCUGAAGAAUUGGUAUGCAGCCAGCAUCGAAAAGAUUGAUUACGAAGAUGAGAAAGUGCUGAUCCACUACCGGCAGUGGAGCCACCGCUAUGACGAGUGGUUUGACUGGAGCAGCCCGUACCUGCGGCCAGUGGAGAGGAUCCAGCUCAGGAGGGAGGGUCUGCAGGAGAACGCCCCUGUCCCGGGGUUCCACGUCAACGAAAAGGUCCUGGCCAGUUGGUCUGAUUGUCGUUUCUAUCCCGCUAAGGUCCUGGCAGUCAACAAGGAUGCCUCCUACACUGUUAAGUUUUUCGACGGAGUGGUCCAAACAGUCAAGGGAAUUCAUGUGAAGCCCUUUUUCAAGGAGCAGAGAAAUGGGAGUAGGUCCAAGUCCCAGGACAAAAACAGAGAGAAGCAUCCGGUUACAAAGGAGCAGAUGGCGAAAGACAGGAAGUCUCUGGAGAAUGGGCGUGGUGCACGAGAGAACGGGAGCGGCAGGAGCCAGAGGGACAAAUCCAGCAUGUCUGACCAGGAUACGGAGAGUGAUACCGAGGAAGAAGAGGAGGAGGAGGAGGAGGAGGAGGACAAGGUAAAGGAGGGAAACGUUGAGGUUCUGAGAAAGACGAAGAAGGCCCCUGCAGAGGAAGCCGAACGCAAGAAGAGAACGACCGAGGAGGAGCUGGAAGGGAAGAAGAUGGUGGAGAAAAGCAAGAAGCAGGAGCGAGAGAAAGAGAGCGCCAAGCUGAACAAGCAUCUGGCUGGUGAGGAGAGCGACCCAGGAUCGGUCAAGGUAGAGGAAUCGGGCCGGAGGAGGUCCGCCGAGCGGUCGGGACAGACCGGGGGCAGCUCCCAAACCAAGCAAGAGGAUGUGAAUGGAGUGGAAGAAAAGGAAGAGAGUGAACCAGUGGCGGGUGAGCAUAAUGCUGGGGCUGGGCAGCUGGGCUCCAGCAAGCUGUGGGACAAGGAGAGAGAGGAGGGCUCUGAGCCCACUGCGAGUCGUGCUUCCGGGGAGGAGGAGGUGUCGCGAGACGGCCCCACCCAGACCAGAAGGACACGGAGCCGACCGACAGAAGGGGGACGUGCGGAAAACCUGCGUGAGGUCAUCGAGCUGAGGAAGAGGAAAAUCUGCCUGGGACAGACCACGCCCCCCAAGCGGAGCAAGCCGGACACGGGCACAGAGAGGAGUACGUCUGCAGAGUCCAGGCCUACGACAGCUCCCUCCAAUCAGAAGUUGCCCGGAUUAGACUCCACCCCUACACCGUCAGCAGUGUCAAACGAUAAAGAAGCUAAGGGAGCUGUGAAUCAUACGGAGAUCCCCAAACUGGCAGAUGGGGAAGGACAGAUGUCACCUGCACUAGAAGCUGUAUUGAGACGCCAAGCCCACCUGCCAACGACCAAUAAAUACAGCAGGGAGCCCUUGUACAGAGUCAUCAAAAAUCAGCCCCCUCCAAUCCUGUCCAUCGAGCUGGACCACAACCCCUUCAAAUGCAAGGCGCCCGGGUGCCUCAAGUCCUUCCGCAAGGCCAAGCUGCUGCACUACCACAUGAAGUACUACCACGAGGCGGACAAGACGAGCGAGAACGACCUGAGCCCCACCCGAAGCAUCCAGACGCGCGCCUCUGAGAAGCAGGCCGCCCUGGAGAGCCCCAAGAGGAGGCGCACCAUUUCGGCCUCGAUGCACUCCUCCCUGCACAGCACCCCGAGGACCCUGCAUUCCCCCCGCGGAGACGGCAAGGGCGCCCGGCUGAAUGAGAAGAGGCGCACGUCAGCGCCCCCCGCUGUCAGCGCCGCUGAGCAGCAGCGGCCCUCUCUGCGCGAGAAGAGCAAGGAGAACCAGCUGGAGAAGAGCAGCCGCAAGCCGCAGGAGAAGGAGAGGGAGCGCAGCGCGGCCGAUGCAGUUUCAAGAGAGAAAGAAAAAAUGAAGGAGAAGAAGCACAGGGACUUCCUUCGCAUCAAGCUGAAGAAGAAGAAAAAGAAGAAAAAGAAGUCCAAAUCAGAGUAUACGGGUAGUGAAGAGAAUAUUGACAUCUCAAUAUUCAAUGUUCAGUCCAAAUUGAAUUUGUUACACAAAUUCCCCCUUUCACACAAACACAAGUUGUCAUACAACUCCAGCCCGGGACACAACACAGAACAGAUACAAAUUGACGAUGAGGACAGUGGGAGUGAUUGGUCCACUGACAGUCCUGUGUGGAGCGAGGACGAGCUGGGGACGGAGCUGGACGUCACCACACCCCCUCAGGAGCAAGGAGUGUCCAUGGCGACGCAGGGCUUCGAAAUCGUGCGUUGCAUCUGCGAGGUGCAGGAGGAGAAUGACUUCAUGAUUCAGUGUGAAGAGUGUCUGUGCUGGCAGCAUGGGACCUGCAUGGGGCUCCUGGAGGACAACGUGCCAGAGCGGUACACCUGCUACAUCUGCAGGGACCCACCAGGCCAGAGGCAGAGCCUGCGGUACUGGUAUGACCGGGACUGGCUGAGCAGCGGCCACAUGUACGGCCUGCCCUUCCUGGAGGAGAACUACUCUCACCAGAAUGCCAAGAAGAUCGCGGCCACCCACCAGCUGCUGGGAGACGUGCACCGCGUCAUCGAGGUCCUCAACGGCCUGCAGCUCAAGAUGAGCAUCCUACAGAGUCAGUCACACCCCGACCUGAAGCUGUGGUGCCAGCCGUGGAAGCAGGCGGAGAAGCCCAGGAAGAGGGGCGGGGCGGACACGGGUGCGAUGCCGUCCCCCGCGCCGGAGGAGGGCGAGGAGAGGGAGAAGAGCGGGACGUGCCGGGCGGCGGAGGUGGCGGCGGAGAAGCAGCCGUGCCGCGCCCCGUCCUUCCAGGACUCGUACAUCAGCAGCGAGCACUGCUACCAGAAGCCACGCACGUACUACCCGGCGGUGGAGCAGCGGCUGGUGGUGGAGACGCGCGGCUCCGAGCUGGAGGACAGCCUGCGAAGCACCGAGGACCUGCUGGCGCUGGAGCAGCGGUACGGCGGCCCGCUGGACCCCGAGCGGGGGAAGAUCCACCUGCCUCUGCAGCUGGACCGGCCCACCCACGCCAAGGAGGCGGACUGCUGUAAGAAGCUGUGUGCAGAGCACAGCUAUGAGGUGAAGAGCGAGGACACCAGCGCUGGAGACGCUGGUGAUGCUGACAGCAGCCUGCAGCAGCAGUGGCAGAUCAACCUGCUGGACCACAUAGAGGCCGUGCAGGACGAGGUCACGCACAGGAUGGACUUCAUCGAGAGGGAGCUGGACGUGCUGGAGAGUUGGCUGGACUACACAGGAGAGGCUAGACCCCCAGAGCCCCUGGCCCGUCUGCCUCAGCUCAAACACCGCAUCAAGCAGCUGCUGACGGAGCUCGGCAAGGUGCAGCAGAUUGCUCUUUGCUGCUCCACAUGAGGGCGCUGCUGAGUCCCUCUAUCCC
Messenger RNA from Megalops cyprinoides (Indo-Pacific tarpon), 3626 nucleotides. It is a transcript of the gene phf20b, whose product is annotated as PHD finger protein 20, b. NCBI's taxonomy places the organism in Eukaryota, Metazoa, Chordata, Actinopteri, Elopiformes, Megalopidae. Gene Ontology annotation, biological process: regulation of transcription by RNA polymerase II. Gene Ontology annotation, cellular component: MLL1 complex; NSL complex; nucleus. The record is from RefSeq and is a predicted model, not a curated record.